Molecule: messenger RNA, 1939 nt
Organism: Odontomachus brunneus
Lineage: Eukaryota; Metazoa; Arthropoda; Insecta; Hymenoptera; Formicidae
Product: BUD13 homolog
Exons: 6
Coding region: 181-1860 (559 amino acids)
Biological process (GO): mRNA splicing, via spliceosome
Cellular component (GO): RES complex; U2-type spliceosomal complex
Molecular function (GO): RNA binding
Source: RefSeq, a predicted model, not a curated record
CAGCUGCGAGUUAUCGACUUCUCUCACACGCAGAGUUACGUGAGUGUGUCGUGAACUUUAUUCUGCAUCAUUCUGUCAUCGACAUAAAAGUCUAGUUGGAUUUAUUUCCAUAUAUAAAACGUGAAUCUAACGCCACAUAAUACUGCGCGUCCGUAUUGCUUUUAGUUUUGCAAUACCGUGAUGACAGAAAACAAAACAAUUAGUCAAAAGGAAUACCUGAAGAAAUACAUAUCUCUUGGCGACGGCGAUGAUAAAAAAAAGAAGAAAAAGAAAAAACACAAAGUGGGCAUGAAAACAGUAAAAGUCAUAGACGAUGAUCUCGACUUGAAGAAUAUGAGGCCGCUUGAGGAAGGUGAAUUUGAUAUCUUUUUGAAGGACGAGGAUGCUCCUCAAAUUGCUGGCAUAGUCGACGAACGUGGACCGGUGGACUUUUCAGACAAAAAGAGAUGGAAGAUCAUAACCGAGAAUGAAGAAGGAGACCUGACUAUCACCAGUCGUAUUGUUGACAUGGAGGAACAAAGUCAUAUGAACGCUAAGCUGGACGAGAACGACGAUGUCGAUCUGAGUCCACCUCGACCUAGACAUUCUAAGAAUAAGCGUUUAGAUUUAAGUCCACACAUACAAUCGAAAGACGAUGACGACUCGAAUUUGAGUCCACCCAGGCGAUCUAGAAAUUACGACUCGGACUUGAGUCCACCUAGACGAUCUAGAGAUAACGACAGCGACUUGAGCUCACCUAGACAACCUAGGGAUAACGACUCGGACUUGAGUCCACCUAGAAAAAGCACGAAACAUCGGAAUGCGGCUCACGCUACAUCCCGACGAAACUAUCACGGCUCAGGUAACAGAGAUAGUGAUUCGGAUUUUAGUCCACCUAGAGAGCGCAGGCAGAAUCUAGAUGCGGAUUUGUGUGAAAGCAGAAGGAAUAGGAAGAACAAUCACUCGAAUUCAGGCGGAUCUAGGCGUAAAGAACACCGAUCCCGAAGCGACAAUUCGCCGUCUUCUAGUUCGCGUAAGACAGACCGAGGGCACGAUCACUCGGGCAAACAUUCGUCCAGAUCGAGUAGACAAGAUAUGUCGAAGCCGAGUAAAGACAAACGCGAGAGGGAACACGAAGACAGAGAUCGUAGAUCUCGUUCUUCGUAUGCAGAUACAGGCAGAAAGAGGAAAGGUUCGCGUUGGGACGACAAUGAGGCGGAUUCUGAACGCGACUAUGCGAAAUAUCCUAAAGAUCGCGAAGGUCGAAUGACGAAGACGCUAGACGGAAAGACUGCGGGACUGCAAGACGCGAGAGCAUUGCGAGAAGAGACCGAGGCCCAUAAACGACGGGAGGCGGAACAAUUUAGCAAGCUGAGCAAGUCGGUGAGCGGAGUCGGGCAAGCACCGGUUGUGCGCGACAAAAGCGGCAGGAAACGCAAUUUGGAGGCGGAAGCGGCGGAAGAACGCCAACGGGAACUUCAGCAACGCGAGAUAAACGAGAAGUACGCGAAAUGGGGCACAGGCUUGAAACAAGUGGAGGAUCGCGAGGAAAAAUUGAAGGACGACUUGUAUGAGAUGAACAAGCCCCUAGCGAGGUACGCGGACGAUGCAGACCUGGAUAAACAGUUGAGAGAACAAGAGAGAGAGGGUGAUCCGAUGUUAGCGUAUAUAAAGGAGAAACGCAUAAAGGAAGGAAAAGAAAAGCCAGAUCCGCCAAAAUAUCAAGGCUCGUUUGCGCCAAAUCGGUUCAGCAUCAAACCUGGUCAUCGCUGGGACGGAGUCGACAGGAGCAACGGAUACGAGAAGAAAUGGUACGAAGCACAAAAUUCAAAGGUGGCGCGACAGGAGGAAGCGUACAAGUGGAGCACAGCUGACAUGUGAACGUGUUUUCACGCUUACAAUAGAAGACUAGCGUGUUUAUAUUUAUCAUUAAUAAAGAGAAGAAUUUUUAAUUUUUAAA